Molecule: messenger RNA, 1266 nt
Organism: Babjeviella inositovora NRRL Y-12698
Lineage: Eukaryota; Fungi; Ascomycota; Pichiomycetes; Serinales
Gene: SKO1
Product: Sko1p
Exons: 1
Coding region: 1-1266 (421 amino acids)
Biological process (GO): regulation of transcription by RNA polymerase II
Molecular function (GO): DNA-binding transcription factor activity, RNA polymerase II-specific; RNA polymerase II cis-regulatory region sequence-specific DNA binding
Source: RefSeq, a predicted model, not a curated record
AUGAACCACAAGAUGUUUGACCUAGAGCCAAACCCGUUCGAGCAAUCGUUUGCAAGCAAGGAAAAGCCGGACGGGCCCCAAGCCAAGCCACUCACGGCGCUUCUGACGUCGUCCCCUUCGCUCCUCACGCCUGGCGGCUCGCGCAAACUCCCGCCACUCGUCCUCUCACCGAAUUUGCAGCUGCACCCCAACGUGCCCGCCGGGGGCGCCAACCCGUGGCGCAAUUUCAAGACGGACUUCUCGCCAACCGGCUUGACACAGCCGAAGAACGGCCCGUCGUCGUACUUUUCCGCCAUGAACGGAACCCGUUCAGGGCUCACGCCAAAUGAGUCAAACUUGCGAACCGGUUUAACGCCAGGAGACAUGGGCGUGCAGUUACCGGGGAUUUCACACCCGCCGCUCAUAGCCUCAGCGAGCGGGCUCAUGACCCCUGGCUUACAGUCGCUUCUCGGGUCGCUUCCGUCGUUUACCCCUGGGGGCAACGCGACAAAUGCCACGGCUGGGAUGGGCAUGAUGGGCGCGGAGAUGAAGCCAGAGAUUCCUGUGGAGGUGAAGCAGGAGGGCGAGAAGCGCAAGCGCGAGGGCUCUGAGGAGACGGAAAAAGAGCGCAAAACCAGCGACGUGGAGAAGAAGCGCAAGAAAAAGAAGGUGAAGUCGCCGGAGGAAGCGAUCGACUACGACGAUGACGAGGCCACUAAGGGCUUCACGGAGGAGGAGAAGCGCAGACACUUCCUCGAGCGCAACCGGCUUGCGGCAUCCAAGUGCCGCGCGCGCAAGAAGGAGCACAUCACCAAGAUGACCCAGGAGUUAAAAUUCUACGCCACCGAGUGCUCCAACUUGACCCACCAGCUCAACAUGGUCCGCGAACAGGUUUUGAAUUUGCGCUCCGUGCUCUUCAACCACAAGCACUGCCCCGCAUUGGCCGAUUCCGUCGGCGGCGUUGACGGCUUAAAUGCGCUCCUCCAGGCGACAAACUACGCGGCGCAGUUGGUUUCAAACAAUCCGAUCGGCACGAACCUCGUUGCGAACGGGGUCCAGCCGCCGCCGCCAUCCGGGAUCGUCGAGGCGUCCGUGCCGACAGCCGUUAACGGCGGGAUCAUUCCAAGCAACAUUGCGCCGCUGGGCGGGUUGGGCGAUGCGGGUGAAGUCAAACCCACGAUCAACUCCAUGAUGCCGCCAAUGAUGAACGUGGAUAUGCCGCAGCAGCUUAUGGGGAUGAACGAGGUCGGGAGUGACAUGAUAGGCAUACAGAUGAUGCAGAGGUAG